UGGUUCUGAGGACAUGGGAACAACAAUCAAUGGAGAUGUGUUUCAGGAGGCCAACGGGCCUGCAGACGGCUACGCUGCCAUCGCCCAGGCCGACCGGCUGACGCAGGAGCCCGAGAGCAUCCGCAAGUGGAGAGAGGAGCAGAAGAUACGGCUGCAGGAGCUGGAUGCUGCCUCCAAGGUGACGGAACAAGAGUGGCGGGAGAAGGCGAAAAAGGACCUGGAAGAGUGGAACCAGCGCCAGAGCGAGCAAGUGGAGAAGAACAAGAUCAACAACCGGAUCGCUGACAAAGCCUUCUACCAGCAGCCAGAUGCUGACAUCAUCGGUUACGUGGCGUCUGAGGAGGCUUUUGUGAAGGAAUCCAAGGAAGAGACUCCAGGCACGGAGUGGGAGAAGGUGGCCCAGCUGUGUGAUUUCAACCCCAAGAGCAGCAAGCAGUGCAAAGACGUGUCCCGCCUGCGCUCGGUGCUCAUGUCCCUGAAGCAGACGCCGCUGUCCCGCUAGGUGCCUGCCUGCAGCAUGGCCAGCACGCUGGGACAGGGCUGGGGUAGCAGAGGGGCUGCUGGUUCCGCAGGGGGCUGGGGGCCACUCCCUCAGCCACUGCUAUACACAGCCUAUUCCUUUCGUCCCCACACCCUGGGGGGUGAAGGGGACCCCUCACCCCAUCGCCCUCAUCCCCUCCUGGCAUGACGGCCCAGCCCCUCAUGCCUCCUCCUCAGUCCACUCAGUUGUGACUGUCUCUCCUGAUGUAUUUUUUUCUUGGCUUAAAGAGGUGUGUUGUUAACUCUU
Molecule: messenger RNA, 787 nt
Organism: Echinops telfairi (small Madagascar hedgehog)
Lineage: Eukaryota; Metazoa; Chordata; Mammalia; Afrosoricida; Tenrecidae
Gene: CLTB
Product: clathrin light chain B
Exons: 5
Coding region: 14-502 (162 amino acids)
Biological process (GO): clathrin coat assembly; intracellular protein transport; clathrin-dependent endocytosis
Cellular component (GO): plasma membrane; synaptic vesicle membrane; postsynaptic endocytic zone cytoplasmic component
Molecular function (GO): structural molecule activity; clathrin heavy chain binding
Source: RefSeq, a predicted model, not a curated record